Molecule: messenger RNA, 4595 nt
Organism: Sclerotinia trifoliorum
Lineage: Eukaryota; Fungi; Ascomycota; Leotiomycetes; Helotiales; Sclerotiniaceae
Source: the annotation of a GenBank genome assembly
CGCAAAAUAAAGAAGAAUAACGACACAAACAAAUAAUAUUCCGCUCCAUCCACUCCAUCCACUCCAUCUGAACCUGACACCUCCUCCGUGUGUCCAACUCAGAAUUGAACAGCACUAACUAACCUUCCCUCCUUUGAAUUCCCCUGAGGCACAUCGCAUUGCCAUCUGUCAUUCACCGAUGGCUCACCCACCACCUUUUACUACCUAACGUACUCUGAUUCCCUCUCAGCUAUCCGACACUCCGCUCCAUUUCUUUUUCGCUACGUGCCUGUCGAUUCUCAGUCCUAUCCCAUCAGAGAGGCCUUCGUGGAGCACCACCUGCAACACAUAACCAGCGAUCUGCGACCUGCAACCUGCAAUUUAUGCUGAUUCAAAACUCCUCAGUCCAUAUAUGGGAUGUCCAAUAAAAAUCUACGAAUCUCGAUCAUCUUCAGUCCAGACUGAAUCAACACGAAUUUACGAAUCUCUUUUCAUUUCUAUUUUGGCCUUCUCGCGUUUUCAAGUGUACCACAAUUAAUCAUUCACCAACGUUAAAACAACCCUCGUUACCCAGCCUACCUCCCCCUUCUGCCUUCUACCUCUACCAACUUGCGAUACUGCACGAAGCCGAUACCACGAGGACUACUUGCUUCAUGCAAAUUACCGACCUUUUUCGUCUUGAGAACUAUGAUCUGCUGAGAGUCAAAAAAACUGGAAAACUUUAAAGGAUUUCCCCGGAUCUAUCUCAUUUUCAAAGAGCCCCAUUUUUACUCUACUUUAUGCUCAUAACACAGACGACGAACUGGCUCAGGAUGCCAUCCCGCGAGCUGGGGAGCUCUUCUGAAGCCCCUAAUGGUGCUCAGAGUGUAGGAUCGACAUUAUUGAAGAGGCAUAAGAUACUACCUCAUCCCAGGGAAGGUCGCCUUACCGAUACAAAUACUCAAUCCCAGACUUUCAAAUCUCGCGAUACAGAUACGGAAGCAGGAGCAACGUCAGUAACUAAUUCUGAUAACUCGAAUCCACGCAUGCUAAAGCAUACCUCGAAGAGGAUUCGCGCUCCCCUACUUCCUCCCACUCCACCAGCACACUCGAGACAAUCAUCUAGCACCAGCAGUGUCUUGGUGGCUCCCGCACCGGUUGUUGACGUCGCGUCUGAAAAAGACCCCGCCGUAGAAUCAAAACCAAGCACACCAACCAUUCAGCAAAGUCCACCUACCCCUGAUGUAACACCCCCGCGCGCAAUGCCACCGUUGGCAUUUCGUCCGGCAAACUCUCGAUAUCCUUCUUCGCGGUCAGAUUCUUUCCGAACCGCUCGAGAAUAUUCCUCAGAUGAAGAAUCCGAGGAUGAAAGUUCAACAGUUAGACCACGAAUACCAUCUGCGAAAACAUCUGGGGCAGAAGUAAGUCAAAUCCCGCGCAAGGAUAUCGGAUUGGGCCUAGGUCUAGAAUCUGAUGAGGGCUCUACCACACCAAAAGCAAAAAAGGAAUUGUCACAACAGGAAUUUAGCACUUUUGAUGGAGAAUGGGGAGUCUCUACGGGAGAUGUAAGCGAAGUGGAACGGGAAUGGGAUGAUAAUCUCAUGAGGAAUGUAACGGUUCGAAAACGCCGCGAUAUGGACAUGAGCUUUGAUGAAGAACGGACAAGCGUUGAAGUGAUGGAAGAAAAUGUAAUUGCACCGACAGAAGCGACAAAUGUGGUUCGAGGAUGGCCUUUCCCAGAGGACUUUGAACAACAUCAAUUGGACACAGACAGCGCGGAACCAACCUUGAAGGGUGGUACAUGGCCUAGGGUACGGAAAGACACUACUGAUUCUCCAACAAUGUCAGACACAAAACGAUUUUCUACCAUGUCCAGUCGUUCGACAACUUCUACAGUCGUUGAAGCUUUUGUCGUCGAUGCACCGCCCUCGCGAAUAAGGACUCUUCGCCACACCAAAAAGCAAAUUGGUCUGAGAGACUUUAACUCAAACGAAUCUACCGUAGGCUCCGCACCACCAUCCGAAAAGUCAAGCGAACAGCAUCAUCGUUUAGUGCAUAGAGCCGAACGAAUCCCUGAAAAACACAAUGGAAGCAUAAGAUCAAAUACUACUCCGAGCGUCGCUUCAAGUAAUAAAUCGCGUCGGAAGAUUAUACGCGAGGGUGGAGUGCCUGUCGUGGUAAUCCCAGAUCGUGUGUCAUCUGCGAAGUCUUCUAGACCUCCAUCUUUGCGAUCAACAAGUAGCCGAAAGACUAAGAGGAGCAAUUCAUUCCAAUCGGCGCCAUUAUCUCAAUCCUCGAAAACGAAUGAGCCUGGUUACUUCGAUAUCCUUCCUCCUACCAUGAAACGCACAAUGUCAGACUCAGCAGGGUCAAGCAACUCUGUACAUACUAUCGAUUAUCCUCCAAGUAUCCCAACCCGAAGAUCUUCACUUUCCGCCCCAACGAGUCGUAAUACUUCAAGAGCAGGUUCAUUGACUGCGGAGAGUCUCAAAGCUCACAAUAUGCUUCAGGAAAGGCAGUCCUUAAAGUCAGAGCCAGUUGUAAUCUCCAGACCAGUCAGUUCAGAAAAGGAGAUUGAGCCACAAGAUACUCGUUCAAGCAUAGAUCAUAAUCGAUUGAGUAUUGAUCACCAAGACGAAGGUCAUUCUAAUGUCAGAAGGUCUACGCAAGCUACACCAUUUUCACAAGCAUCAUGUGAUACAGCAGGAACUACAACAACAACCGCUGAAAUUUCCCAGGCUAUGGCAGUAUCGAUGGUUCCACAUCAAAAUAAGUCAUGGACAGUCAUACAUCGGGAAAGCGAGCCAUCGCCUCCUACGAUGAGACGAUUAAUCACACAGCCAACUAUUGAGGUUAAUGGUGAGACUACCGAUGGUCCUAUUAACCCUCCUCAGAAUCCACAUGCCAUGGAUGGCGUUGAUUCGCCGUUGCGAAACCCUCGUGCUCCACCUGGGCCUCCUGCAAUCAAAUUCAUCCCUCCAACUCCAUCUGACAUGUCGCCAGGGGCAGAGGAAGAACGUCAACUAGGCUUUGACUUUGAUACUCGAUUAGACGAAGACUAUGAUGAUCGGCCCUCAUCGUCAGAUAGACUCAAGCGUAACUUCUCCUUUCGCCGUGCUUUUGGCAACCAUCGUUAUUCGGAGGCUAUAAUAGCAGAUGCAGGUUUGUUAAAACGUAAAUUUUCAAUAAGCGGUCGUCGCAAGGAUAAUUCAACUCAAACAUCGAAGCCAGAGGCAAAUCCUUCCACACACUUUCCAUCCGUCCUUGAUCAACCUGCUGAUGAUAGUAAGUUGCAUCCAUUCUGGAGGCCGGCAAACUUUUGGGAUGAUCUAGAAGACAACGAUAACGACUCAGAUGAUGACGAAGAAGAUUACUUUCCCGAGUAUAAUCGCCCUGGAAAUAGGCGUUUAAUUCCAAAACGUGGCAUAAGUGGGAAACUAAAGCGCACAUUUGCGAUUCUUCCAUUAUCUUACGGUAACGAUGAUUAUGAUCAAGCUCCGCUGGAUCGAAAGACCAUGCGAAGGUCUCCUAGUGGCAAUGCUUUGAGAGUUGUGAAACAGAGAAGCAAUAAUACAUUGAGGCGAGAGGCAGAACAAAGAAUUCUUCGCGAGGCAAGACCUGGAGAAUUUGGACAUGGAUUCAAAGAGGGAAAUGGAGGUCGUGUUCACACAAUUCCUGGACUAGGUUUGAGAAUUGAAUAUGUGGGUUUGAGAGGACUGGGGAAAAAACUCAGCGAAAGGAGAAAAGAGCAAAGAAAUGCAAAGUUGCGGGCCACUAUCAGUGGACCUAGAGAAUUGAGGAAUGGAGUUGAUGAGGUUUUAGAGUCAAGAAGUGCAGACUCAAAAAAUGUCAUUUGAAGGAAGAAGAAACGUUUACGAUUUGAGGAUGGAUAUACCCGGGAUGAAUGAAUGAAUGAUAUUAAGAAUUUCCGCCAACGAAAAACGACACAUUGGGACGGUUUCUAGGCAUGGUGGGAUCACCAUCACCUUUUGGACGGAAAGCAACAAAAUUACGGCUGAUACAUGUAUUAUGAGGGGAAGGCAUAAUGUUUUCUCUGAUUUUCCGUUUGGUUUGCUUUUCUGCAUGUACUUUUUUGUUGAUGUAUUUUUGCAUUGCUUUUUUCUCGCGUGUUUCUUUUCGACGGCGUUGCAUCAAGCAGGCUUGGAUGUUUCGUCAAUCAUUCCAUCCAUCAUGACUCACGUGGUUAUAAAAUGGAUAAAUGUAUGGAUGAUGGAUAAUGAAUGUUUCAGGAUUGAAUGGGUCAUUGAUUGGACGACUGAUGAUGAAUGAAUUUCAGGUUCUUUUCGACUUUUCCUCAAAGGCAAGGUUUCCUGGAUCGAAUUACGCUUAUGCUUACGCUUAUGGCUUGGUUAUGUCUUAUUUCUAAUUUAAUUAUGAUGAUGUUUCUCGGCUUGAGGCCUGUUAGUUGCAUGGCAGCUGCAACGUGGUUGAAGUAAUUGUGUUGCGUUUAGGUCCACUGACUUCAGUCUGUGUGAGCUGGCGGGCACAUUGCAGUAGCUUGGGCGUGGUGGUAAACAUUUGAGUGGCACAUUUGAGUGAGUAUCUAGGUUGAUAGGUUGGAAGAGAUACGGCAAAGAAGUGUGAUGAGAGAUGUAAGAGAGCUUAUGCAGAAAAAU